GAGGAAGAAGAAGAAAAAAUAAUAAAAAUGCAUUGAACUGAUCACUUUUAUUUUGAAGAUUUAAUCAUUAGAAGAUGACAUCGUUUGUGCUGCCAGCAGAGGGCUCUUUGUUGUCAUUUUGGCCGGCCAUGGUUGUUUGGAUGGAGGCGCAUUGAUUGAAGGAGAGAGACACCUGGCUGUCACGAUGAAACCUGUUACUGUUGAUCAGAAAGCUUUGUCUCCAUCGAAUCCAUCCAGGGGAUAGUUCUGCCAAAUGCCUUGACUAGGAUACAGGUGUCAGCAGACAUGGUUCUUGUCUUGUUGGGGUUUUCCAACACGUCGAUCACAAGCUGCCCACUUAUGAGUAGUUCAUUCGGUCAUUUCUCUAUUAAUAAUUAGACGUUUGGAAGUUAAGUACAGAAGAACUAUCCAAAACCAGAUAAAAAAAACAGUCAGGCUGUCACCAAGCAGUGGCUGUGGUCCCCCAAAAUGAGGCCUGACAGUAACAGCAGCAGUACGGUUCUGGAGGGAGAUGAACAGGAGGGCUGGUCUGGACCAAUCAGCCGGCCCCGUCGGCCCCAGCGCCGUUUGCCCUCCUCGGGUCGGGUUCGUCACAGCCACAAACGCAGCCGAACGGACAAGCAACCGCACGCUUGUCCCUUGUGUUCUAAGACCUUCAUCUCCUCCUCUCACCUGGCGCUGCACCUUCGCUCGCACAGCGGAGAGAGGAAGUACAAGUGUGGCGAGUGUGGGAAGCUCUUCCUCCAGUCUGCCCACCUGAUGCGCCACAGAACCAUCCACACCGGGGAUCGGCCCUUUAAAUGCCCGGACUGUGGCAAGAGUUUCGGGCGCGCCUCCCACCUAAAAACCCACCGGCGGCUGCACACAGGAGAGAAACCCUUCCAGUGCUCGCUCUGUGACAAAGCUUUCACCCAGAAGGCCGGGUUGAUUAUGCACCACCGUCUGCACACCGGAGAGAGACCGUACCGCUGUGAUCACUGCGGGAAAUCCUUCCGCUCCUCCACACACCUGCUUGCCCACCAGGCCCUAGAGUCGGCCCAGCAGAGCUUCUCCUGUGACCGCUGUGACCAGAGGUUCCGGUCGGCAUCUGCCCUCAGGCAGCAUGUAAAGACUCACAGCAGCUCCAUGGAGGACCUGUGUUGUGGGGUCUGCUCUCGGGCCUUUGUCCGCUCCUCCUACCUGCAGCUGUACAUGAGACUGGGCCGAGGACAGAGGCCCUAUCACUGCAGAGUCUGCAACAAAACCUUUGUCAAGAUGACCACCUUCCAGAGACACUGUGACAAACAUCUGAGGAGGAAUGGAGAUGUGGGAGAGGAGGAGGAGGAGGAUGUUAAACCUACUGUGCCCCCGACGUCCCCAACUCCUCCGCCGUCUUCUCCUCCAUCCACUCUGCUUCCCUUUUCUGAGGUCAGCACGCGCUCAAAAACUAGAGCCAAGAUUAGGACGGAAUCUUGUGUUCUGGACUUGUGAGUGUGACACAGUGAGAAGAGCCAGUUGCAUUACAUCAGGGCUGCUCAGUCCUAGACCUGGAGAUCUACCAUCCAGUGGGUUUUCUCUCCAACCCAGUUGCAUUACAUCAGGGCUGCUGAGUCCUAGACUUGGAGAUCUACCAUCCAGUGGGUUUUCUCUACAACCCAGUUGUGACUAACCUGACUCAGCUUUUCAUUGUUAGAAUCAGGUGUGUAAUGGAGAAAACAUACAGGGUGGUGGCUCUCCAAAAUCAACAUAUUAUGCUUAUUACAUAUUACUAGUAAUAUUAAUUAUUGAUUUUAUUUUAUUUGAUAGGAUAUUGUAAUUAAUUAUACAAAUGCAUGUUUAUUGUAUUGUUACAUUUUAAACGUUUAUUUGAAAUAACUAAUAUAUACUUACAGGUGUUUGGUGUGUGACUACUCAUUUCUAUUAUAGGCCUUGUAAUUCUAGUGCUUUACAUACUGUUAUCCAUGAUUAGGACCCCCCCCCGCAUUUAAAAACAAUACAAUACUACAAAAUGUGUUUUUAGAAUGAAACAAGUAAACAUUUAGAAUGAAAAGUAA
Molecule: messenger RNA, 2033 nt
Organism: Esox lucius (northern pike)
Lineage: Eukaryota; Metazoa; Chordata; Actinopteri; Esociformes; Esocidae
Product: zinc finger protein 239
Exons: 3
Coding region: 469-1470 (333 amino acids)
Biological process (GO): regulation of transcription by RNA polymerase II
Cellular component (GO): chromosome
Molecular function (GO): chromatin insulator sequence binding
Source: RefSeq, a predicted model, not a curated record